AAAAGAUUUGUCCCCUACUGGUGUUCUUGGAUAUUGCUGGCUGGACAUCGAGAAGCCUGCCACUUCCCUAAGGCCUUGCGCGACACACUCAGCAAUAUUCAAUCAGGACACUAAAAGAUACCAAAGGUUGGGCUGCUGUAUGCCUGUGCCAGGACGGAGCGUAUUGCAAUGGAAACUAAUGGCGCACCACCUGAACUGCAAGCAGCGAAGACAACGACAUCAAUCACACUCUCCUCGGACCUCGAAGAGCAAGUCCUCUCUAGAUUCGAUGACUUGGUGUCCAAGGGCGAGAUUAUCUAUGAGCCUUCCAGGACCGACACAGUAGAAGAUCGAGGGUUCAAGUUCGAGUUCUGUCUAGCCCCUCAUCUUCGCCGCAAGCCGAUUACAGCCUCGGACGCUCCAGAAAGGAAAUCUGGCCAAGGCAGCAAUCCGUUCUUGAACCCGGAUCCUAACUUUGUACUGUCAGCUGUCGGCCCGUCUCACCUACUACUACUCAACAAGUACUGCGUCUAUCGACCAAGCCUGCUCCUGAUCACUCGGCACUUCGCUCCUCAAUCCGACAGCCUUGACGGCAGCGACCUCAAAGCCGCGUGGGCACUGUUGACUCACUUCGAGCACAAACACAUGAUGAUCUUUAAUUGCGGGUACGAAGCAGGCUCCAGUCAAGGGCAUAAGCACAUGCAGCUGUGGCGAUACCCUGAUGAAAGUGACAUGGGAUUCGAGCUGUUCCCCAGCAAGGCUACUUCAAUGAGCGAAAUUACUAGCGACAUUGCGAACGUCCCACAUCGGCAUUUUGUCCUUCGACUUCCGGCAGAAGUUGAUGAAGCUAAGCUUAUGAAAGCUUACAGCGAGCUUCACCAGGCAGUCCAGGAAUGCCACGCGGAGCACGGCGGCGGCCCGGCUUACAAUGUUAUUCUCGUGAAAGAAUGGCUGUGCUUGAUCCCCAGACGGCAUUGUGGAUUGGAGAAAGGAGCCGGUGCGAAUGCUGCUGCAAUGGUUGGCCUUGUAUGGAUUAUCAGUAACGCCGAGAAGCAGAUUUGGUCGGCUGAGUAUUUCAAGUAUCUGGGCUACUCCAGAUAAAGCAGCGGAUAUAUCGUGCUGGUUAGACGGGGGAAGUCGUGCAUAGCCUAGCUCAUGAAAUGAACAUAGAAAUUAGAAUAACG
Molecule: messenger RNA, 1163 nt
Organism: Exophiala xenobiotica
Lineage: Eukaryota; Fungi; Ascomycota; Eurotiomycetes; Chaetothyriales; Herpotrichiellaceae
Exons: 2
Coding region: 169-1080 (303 amino acids)
Biological process (GO): nucleotide metabolic process
Molecular function (GO): ATP binding; ATP:ADP adenylyltransferase activity
Source: RefSeq, a predicted model, not a curated record